Molecule: messenger RNA, 1172 nt
Organism: Daldinia caldariorum
Lineage: Eukaryota; Fungi; Ascomycota; Sordariomycetes; Xylariales; Hypoxylaceae
Product: P-loop containing nucleoside triphosphate hydrolase protein
Exons: 1
Coding region: 433-1071 (212 amino acids)
Biological process (GO): protein localization to organelle; Golgi to plasma membrane protein transport; intracellular protein transport
Cellular component (GO): Golgi apparatus
Molecular function (GO): GTPase activity; GTP binding
Source: RefSeq, a predicted model, not a curated record
GUUCAGCUUACUUCUCUAACCAAUGAUACCUAGGUGGGUACUCUUGCCCCGUGCUUAGGUAGUUCAUUCCAACUAGGUACCCUUCAUUCCAAUCCAACCAAUCCAACCAUACCACACAGACUAACCUUUAUAGGCUUAGCUCACAUGCCGUGUCGUCGCAAGUACUCAUGUACACGUAUUUCCAACAUUCCAUUCAAGUAGGUACCUAAACCCAGGUCCCAGACCAUCAAGACGGAAUCACACAACAACAUCAUUGGUCAGUCCUUCUAAAACAUCACCUCAAAGCCCUUCCGCGGGGCUGAAAGUUUGCCUGUUUGCCCUUCCCACCACCUACAUGUAGUUAGGUACCUCUUAAGGUAGUUAAACCUAAUUAAACCUUUUUCGAUCCUUUCUUUUUCGAAGAAGAAGAAUUAGCCGCCCACCCAAGCAAGAAUGUACCAUCUCGCCAAGUCGCUGUACCUGCUCGCGCGGCGGCGGGAGGAGUACUCGGUGAUCCUGCUGGGGCUGGACAACGCGGGCAAGACGACGUUCCACGAGCAGGCGAAGUCGCUCUUCCUUCCCGAGCACCCGGACCCGAAGCUCAAGACGGUGCCGACGGUGGGGCAGAACGUGUCGACCCUCACCCUUCCCGACAUGUACCUCAAGAUCUGGGACGUCGGCGGCCAGAUGAGCCUGCGCAGGCUGUGGCAGAGCUACUACGCGAGCUGCCACGCCAUCGUGUUCAUCAUCGACAGCACCGACAUCGGCGACGGCUCCCUCGAGCACGACAGCUCCGGCCGCCUCGACGAGUGCCGCCUCGUGCUCGAGGACGUCCUGCAGAACUCCGAGACCGAGGGCGUGCCCCUCCUGAUCCUGGCCAACAAGCAGGAUCGCGAGGACUGCGUCGAGGUCGUGCGCAUAAAGGAGGGUUUGGUCAAGAAGGUGUUCGAGGGCGAGAAGGCGUCGAGCAUUCGCGAUUCCAGGGUGCUGCCGGUGAGCGCUCUGACGGGCACGGGCGUGAGGGAAGCCAUCGAUUGGGUUAGGUCAAGGGUUAAAUGGAAUAAAGAGUCGAGACCGCCAGUGAUGAGGUGAUAUAAGAGAAGGGAAAGACUCCACGAAAGGGUUAUAUACAGGUAUAUACUAUUCGGCCAAAGUGGCCUCUACGUUGGGUUGCAUUUAGCGUCGUUGGAGUA